CACGAGUGAAAAGUGCGCGCUGGCUUUUCUCCUCUAGCGACGUGCGUAAGAACCACUGCCACAGUCCUCUCCCAGCGCGCCACCCAGCCGCCGCGCGUCGUGCCGCGCAAGGAGAGAACUGAAAAGCCUGACCCAAAAAGAGUGUGCCAGAGCGCGCUACUCCGCCGACGCGCGCCGCUGCAUAACAGCCAUGAGCCAGAUCCCCAGCGCGAGCGACCGCUUCGGGCGGAAGAACAGCGCGUCAAUAAAGACGCCCGCGUGCCGCGCGAGCUCGAAAGAAAUAGAGAUAGACACCGAGGAGGACAAGCAGGACCCGGCGGCGUGGCGCGACGAGAUCGUCAGGACCAUAUUUGGGGACGUCGGGGCCAUUCGGAGGGACUUCUCGUGCGCCAUCGAAAGGAAAAUACUGUUGCACGGUAGACUCUACGUCACGGAGCGGUUCAUCUGCUUCUAUUCCAACUUAUUCGGCUUCGAGAAGAAGAUCAAGAUCCCCUAUUCGCACGUGACCUGUGUUACGAAGGAGAACACGGCGGUGUUCAUCCCGAAUGCCAUUGCAGUAAUUACCGCAAGAAAAGAGUACGUGUUCCGGAGCUUCUGGGACCGGGACGACUGCUUUAACUUAUUGAGGGCCUACCACGAGAUGUAUAGAACGGUAUUGGAACCGGCGUCGAGCCACGUGGAAGAGGAGGAGACCCAGCAACAGGAGUCCAAGGAGGAGGCGGAGAAGUUCGAGACGCACGUCGAGACGCCCGUCGCCCGGCAGGAGUCCCUCCCCCAGCAGGACCUCCUGAAGCGCAUCGAGGGCAUCGCCGGGCCCGACGUCCAGGAGCGGCCGUCAACGCCGGACGUCGCGGACACGCCCGAGCACGCGCGGAGCACGGCCAAGGCGUUUGGUGCGGAAGUGCACGCCACGAAGCUCGCGGAGACGUUGCAUACGUGUCAACUGCCAGUGAGUGUCGACGAAUUCUUCGCGCAUUUUUUGGCCGAUGGGUGUGGGUUUCCGCUCACAAAAUUUCAUGUCGACCAAGGUGAUUUGGAGGUCGCGUGCACGCCGUGGGCGUCGUCCGACGGGGAACACGACCGCGAGUUGAGAUUCCGGCGGCUCCUGAACAACCCGAUGGGCCCGAAGAGCGCGCGCACCACCAAAAUCCAACGGUGCCGGGCCUUCGGCCGCCACGGCCUCGUGCUGCACGGCGUGCUGUCCAUGGAGGACAUUCCGUACCGAGACUGCUUCGCGAUUCAUGAUCGGUGGGUCGUGACGCCGCGGGAUGACGGCGUCGACGUCGCGUUCGAGUUCGAGGUCAAGUGGAGCAAGUCCACGAUCUUCAAGCGGAAGAUCGAGAGCUCGUCGCGGAGCGACCUGCAGGCCUACUACGACGCCUACGCGGCGGCUGCGCGGGCGCACCUCGCCGCGGCGCCGUCGUCCGAAAGGUCGCCGCCGCCGCCGCCGCCGCCGCCGCCGCCGGCCCACCCAUCGUACCUGCCGUGGGCCGUCGCCGCGGGCUUCCUCUGGCUCUACCUCGCGCAGCGGUCGGCGAACGCGCGGCUGCUGCUGGAGGUCCAGGGCCUGCGGGAAGAUAUCAACCAGGUGCUGCGGAAGGACCACUGAGCGGGCUCAUAAUAUUUG
This is a messenger RNA of Pelagomonas calceolata, 1627 nucleotides long. Lineage: Eukaryota; Pelagophyceae; Pelagomonadales; Pelagomonadaceae. The record is from the annotation of a GenBank genome assembly.